This is a messenger RNA of Condylura cristata (star-nosed mole), 3114 nucleotides long. RefSeq names its product coiled-coil domain containing 39 (gene CCDC39). The transcript has 20 exons. Gene Ontology annotation, biological process: cilium-dependent cell motility; inner dynein arm assembly; cilium movement. Gene Ontology annotation, cellular component: axoneme. Bases 71 to 2899 code for a protein of 942 amino acids. The record is from RefSeq and is a predicted model, not a curated record. NCBI's taxonomy places the organism in Eukaryota, Metazoa, Chordata, Mammalia, Eulipotyphla, Talpidae.
UCUUAGGUGUGAAUUGGGUGCUGUGUGUAAGAGUGGUAGAAGGUGGAUCUUUCUUCUCCACGGUGCCAUUAUGAGUAGUGAAUUCCUGGCGGAGCUGCACUGGGAGGAUGGGUUCGCUAUUCCGGUGGCGAACGAAGAGAACAAGAGACUGGAAGAUCAGUUGUCAAAACUGCAGGAGGAAAGGUCAGACUUACAAGAGCAGCUUCGUGACUAUGAAGAUCGAAUCAGUGCUAUGACUACUCACUUCAAAAAUGUUAAGCAAGAGUUUUCGUUUACACAGUCUCUUUGUAAAGCCAGGGAGAAUGAGAUUGAAAGUGAAGAACAUUUUAAGAUUAUUGCUGAAAGAGAACUGGGACGAGUGAAGGAUGAAAUCCAACGACUGGAAAAUGAGAUGGCUUCAAUACAGGAAAAGAAAAGUGAUAAGGAAAACAGGAUAUUUAAAAGUACUCAAAAAUUGGAUGGUUUGAAGUGUCAAAUGAACUGGGACCAGCAAGCUCUUGAGGCCUGGUUAGAAGAAUCAGCUCAUAAAGAUAGUGAUGCCCUCACUCUUCAGAAGUAUGCACAACAAGAUGAUAAUAAAAUUAGGGCACUAACCCUGCAAUUAGAAAAACUGACAUUGGAAUGUAAUCAGAGGAGAAAGGUACUUGAUAAUGAACUUACAGAGACUUUAAGUGCACAGUUAGAAUUGGAUAAAGCAGCACAAGAUUUCCGUAAGAUUCACGUAGAAAGACAAGAACUCAUCAAACAGUGGGAGAACACAAUAGAACAGAUGCUGAAGAGAGAUAAAGACAUAGAUAACUGUGCCUUGGCAUUAGCAAGGAUAAAGCAGGAAACAAGAGAAAAAGAGACUUUGGUUAAGGAAAAGAUCAAGUUUUUGGAAAAUGAAAUUGGGAAUAACACAGAAUUUGAGAAAAAAAUUUCUAUUGCUGAUCGUAAAAUUUUAAAAUGUAGAAUGGCAUAUCAGCACCAUGAAACUAGUAGAAAUCAGCUGAAGGAUGAGCUGGAUUCCUUAAAAGCCACUGUGAGUAGAAGUUCCAGUGAUUUAGAAGCUCUAAGGAAAAAUACUUGCAAACUAAAGAAGGAUAUUCAGGAAGAAACAGCAAAGUUACACAAAAUUAAAAAUCAUAAUAAUAUUAUUAACAAAAAAUUAAAGCAAAUAACUGAGCAAACUAUGUCUGUUGAAGAGAAAGCAACCAAUUUGGAAGAUAUGUUAAGAGAGGAGGAAAGAAGUACAAAGGAGGUGGAAGUUCAGUUGAACAUAGUGAAAGGUGUGCUGUUUAAGAAAGUUCAGGAAUUACAGACUGAGACAAUGAAAGAAAAAGCUGUUGUAUCGGAAAUUGAGGGAACGCGUUCCUCUCUAAAACACCUCAACAAUCAGUUACAUAAACUGGAUUUUGAAACCUUGAAGCAGCAAGAAAUUAUGUACAAUCAGGAUUUUUAUAUUCAACAAGUGGAACGUCGAAUGUCUCGGUUAAAGGGAGAUAUUAAUUCAGAAGAAAAACAAGCCCUUGAAGCAAAAAUUGUUGAACUUAAAAAGACACUGGAAGGGAAGAUGUCUACAUUUGAACUUUUGGAAGUACAGAUCAAGAAGCUGCAGAAUGAUCUUUACUUUAUCAAGAAGGCAAAUGAUAAAAAUUGUGAUGAAAAACAGUCCCUCAUGACCAAAAUAAAUGAACUAAACCUUUUCAAUGACAGAUCAGAGAAAGAACUUAAGAAAGCCAAAACUUUAAAACAGGAUUUGAUGAUAGAAGACAACCUUUUAAAACUAGAAGUUAAACGUACUCGAGAAAUGCUUCACAGUAAGGCAGAAGAAGUGCUUUCUCUGGAGAAAAGAAAACAGCAAUUACACACAGCUAUGGAAGAGCGAACAGAAGAAAUUAAGGUUCACAAAGCAAUGCUUACAUCACAAAUAAGAUAUGUUGAUCAAGAACGACAAAACAUAAGUGCUGAGUUUCAUGAGCGACUAAGUAAAAUUGACAAGCUGAAGAAUAGAUAUGAAAUUCUUACUGUUGUUAUGCUACCUCCUGAAGGAGAAGAGGAGAAAACACAGGCCUAUUAUGUAAUAAAGGCUGCUCAAGAAAAAGAAGAGCUUCAAAGGGAAGGUGACAGUUUGGAUGCUAAGAUCAAUAAAGCUGAAAAAGAAAUUUAUGCUCUGGAAAACACCUUGCAAGUGCUGAACAGCUGUAACAGAAAUUACAAACAAUCUUUAAAAAAAGUGACCCCAUCUAGUGAUGAGUAUGAGCUAAAAAUCCAGUUGGAAGAACAAAAAAGAGCUGCUGAUGAAAAAUACAGAUACAAACAAAGACAAAUCAGAGAACUACAGGAAGAUAUCCAGAGCAUGGAAAAUACGUUAGAAGUUAUAGAACAUUUAACAAGUAAAGUCAAAGCAAAGUUAUCAGAGAAGCAGGCUUACUCAUUUCAACUAAGUAAAGAAAUUGAGGAGCAGAAACCAAAAUUAGAAAGAGUAACUAAACAGUGUGCAAAACUCACCAGUGAAAUCCGUUUUUUGAAAGACACAAAAGAUGAAACACUAGAAGAAAAAGACAUCAAACUUCGUGAAGUAAAACAGUUUCACAAGAACAUUGAUGAAAUGUUAAUUGAUGUCAUACAAGAAAAUGCUGAAAUCAGUAUUAUCCUUCAAACCUACUUUCAGCAGAAUGGUUUAGAACUACCUACACCUAAGACUAAACGUAGUCUUCAGAGUUCUAGAUCUCCUUCACAGACUUCCUUGACAUCAACAAAGUCAUCUAGGAGUUCAAGUACUUCUGCUUCUCAGACUUCUGUUAACGUCCUAGAGCUGAACUUCCCAGACACCUUUUCAGUAGUUGGCAGCAAUUCUAGGCCAGCUAGUUCUAGCAGUAGCCCCAGUAAUGGUAAAUGGAAAAAGGGUAGCAAAUAAACAUUUUUUCUUUUUGACAGUUGUAAAAAUAGCAUCAAAAUCUCAUGUUAAAUUAGCAAAAUUUACCCUGUGCUUUAGGGUGGUAUUUACAAUGGCAUAUACAGAUUAUUAAAACAGUGCUCAAAAUAGGGAAUGACCAGAUAAAAAGUUUUAUCUAGUGGAAAAUCUGAAAGUUGAAUCUUAAAAACAAAAAAAUUUAUGCUUUAAAAAGCCAA